CUCUUACCAGAACUUUCUAAUGUCGUUUCACACUUCGCGGCCAAGCGAUAGAAACGCUGCCGAUCAGGAGCUUUCACUAACCGUCAAAAAGGCAACUAGCCCCGAAGAAACUGCUCCUAAACAAAAGCAUGUCAGAAAAUGUAUUCUCUACACCUAUGACUUUAAAACAUCGGCUAGCUUUUGGACUGCGCUAAGAGUAGCGCCAAUCAUGUCUGAUGAGGUGCAAAUAUUCAAAGCCCUUAUUACCGUUCACAAAGUUAUCAAGGACGGUUAUCCAGUGGUUCUUAAAGAUGCUCUGCGAGAAAUACCUUGGUUAGAGACGUGCGCUCGAAGUAUUUCCGGCGAAGGUGCGCGUGGUUACGGACUUCUUAUCCGCAAUUAUGUGCAGCUAAUUAUCAACAAACUCAAUUACCACCGCAUUCAUCCCGAAUUUAAUGGAACAUUCGAAUAUGAGGAAUAUAUCAGCUUGAAAAAUAUCGAUGAUCCAAAUGAAGGUUAUGAGACCAUCAGCGAUUUAAUGAACUUGCAAGACCAGAUCGAUCAAUUUCAGAAAGUAGUCUUUGUCCAUUUCCGCCCAACAAGUAAUAACGAAUGUCGCAUUGCUUCGCUCGUCCCAUUAGUGGAAGAGAGCUACGGAAUAUAUAAAUUCAUCACCAGUAUGCUGAGAGCAAUGUACAGAAGAACUGAAUCCGUAGGCGCAUUGGAACCUCUCAAGCAGCGUUACAAUAGCCAACAUUACGCUUUGCUAAGAUUUUACUAUGAGUGUUCCAAUCUCAAGUAUUUAACUUCCCUUAUCAGUGUACCAAAGCUCCCACAGGAUCCACCAUCGCUUGAAGAGGCUGAUACUCCAACAUUAUCUAAACGACCCCAAAGAGAAGCAACUCCUCCUCCAGCACCAUCACCAGAACCAGUGAUUGAUUUCUGGUCGCAAUCACAAGCCAAGCAGCAGCAGGAGUAUGAGGACCAACAAAGGCGUUUGGAACAAGAGCGUUUGGAUGAACAGAGACGACAGCAGCAGCUUGCACUUCAACAGCAGCGUGACUUUGAAGAGCAACAACGAUUACAAGCGGAGCGUGCUCGUAUGCAGCAAGAAGAACUCAUGCGACAGCAAAUGGCCAUGCAUGCUCAAGGCCGUGCAGCCGAACUGGAGCGUGAGAUCCUUGCUAUGAGACAGCAGUUUGAGAAGGACCAAAUGUUGCUGGAGCAAUAUGAUCGACGAGUGAAAGCCUUGGAAAAUGAGCUAAAUGCACUUAAUAUGCAUAUUCAGCAAAGAGAUGCAUCUAAAGACGAACUUAUCAAGUCUUUGCAAGAUCAAAUAACAAUGUGGAAAAACAAAUACGAGGCACUGGCAAAACUUUACUCUCAGCUUCGACAAGAACAUUUGGAUCUCCUCGGCAAGUACAAGCAGCUCCAAGUCAAAGCCCAAUCGUCCAACGAAGCACAAGAAAAGCUGGAUAGAAUGGAAGCAGAUAUGCGUGCAAAGAAUCUGGAACUUGCUGAUAUGAUUCGCGAGCGUGACCGUGCCAAAAACGACUUGACUAGAAUGCGUGGUAGCCAGCAGGAUGAAUUAGACCGUCUCCGAAGAGAACUCAGAGAUUCAAACGCCAGAGCCGAGGAGUUGGGCAAAAAUAAGGGUGCAGAAGUGACCUCAUUGCUUGCCAAGUUUAAUCGAGAAAAAGCCGACCUUGAAAACGCAUUGAACGAAAAGCAGGCUCUCAUUGACGAGUUUUUGUCUCAGCUGGAGUUGCAGCAAGGCGAAGCCGAUCGCAUUCGGCAAGAAAAGGAUGAAGAAAUUGCUAUCAUGCAAGCGGGAAUGGAUGACUGUCUACAACAGCUGGCUGAUUUGCAACAUCGAUCAGGCAAUAAAGAAAGCGGCCUGCAAGAGAAGCUGGAUAAUUUGGAAUAUGAGCAAACUAACAAGCUCAAUGGAAUCUUGGACAAUAUCCUCACGACAUGCAUCCAGAAGAUCAAUGAUGGUAUAUUCGAACUUGAAGCACCGGGUCAAAAUGGUAACGAGAAUGCCACACCAGAGUUUGUUCUGUCCACCAUAGAAAAGGCAAGUCUUGGAUCAGUAGAAUUCAUGUCUGCUUUUGGCAAGUUCUGGGAUGGAAGUAACUCUGGCGAUUACACCGUAACAAUUUCCAAAACCUUGUCUUUUGCUCAAGCCGUGGUAGAUGUUCUAGUUAACGCUAAAGGAAUCGGUCGUUUGAUGGCAGAAGAUAGUGACGUGCAAGAGCUGAUUACAGACAUACGAGAGUCUGCUGAAGCUGGUAUUCAAUAUUUCAGCACAUUGCGCUCCGGUUACCUACAACGGUUGCCUGCUGCCCAACGCCCAGAGGUCAUUAUUCAUGGUGACAUGAAAGUUCAGGACGCACUUGCCAAGCUAUCGAAACGAGUUGAAGACUUAAUUUCUGCAGGAACUGCCAAGGUCAACCGCAUGGCUGAAGGCGAAGUUGGUGACCUUGUAGAACAGGAAAUGUCAAAUGCAGCUCGUGCAAUUGAACAAGCAACUGCAAAGAUUCAAGCUCUGCUCAAUAAGCCUAGCAACCCUGAAUUCUCCAGUACUGACAUUCAAGUACACCAAUUGAUUUUGAACUCUGUACUGGUUCUCACCAAUGCCAUUGCCAACCUUAUCAAGUGCGCUACCGCAUCGCAACAGGAAAUCGUUGCUCAAGGACGUGGUGCUUCAUCCAAGGCAGCGUUCUACAAGAAGAACAAUCGCUGGACCGAAGGUCUCAUUUCUGCUGCCAAAUCCGUUGCUGUGGCCACCAAUUUGCUUGUAGAAGCCGCCGAUGGUGUUAUCAGCAAAACACAUUCACUUGAGCAGCUCAUCGUUGCAUCCAACGAAGUUGCCGCUGCAACGGCUCAGCUGGUCGCCGCUUCCCGAGUCAAGGCUAGUUUCAUGUCGAGAACGCAAGAACGUUUGGAGUUGGCUGCCAAAGCUGUUAAAGAUGCCACAUCAGAACUCGUGAAGCAAGUGAAGGAGUUGGUUGCCAAACAGGUUCAAGACGAGGGUCUCAAGAUUGAUUUCAACAAACUGUCUGUUCAUGACUUCAAGCGACAAGAGAUGGAACAGCAAGUCAAGAUCCUUAAGCUUGAUUCCGAACUGGUCAAUGCUCGUCGUGUGCUUGCCGAGAUGCGAAGAGCUGGCUACCAUUCUAUGGACACUGAGUAAUAUUUUUUAGGAGUAGGUAAUGCGCACAGUAGAUAUGUGCCCGCCCACACCAUUUAGUAUCUAAUGAUUUGUAUUCAUAAAACAAAAUUUUUGAAGCCCUUAUGU
Molecule: messenger RNA, 3280 nt
Organism: Umbelopsis ramanniana AG
Lineage: Eukaryota; Fungi; Mucoromycota; Umbelopsidomycetes; Umbelopsidales; Umbelopsidaceae
Exons: 9
Coding region: 20-3175 (1051 amino acids)
Biological process (GO): clathrin coat assembly; endocytosis; actin filament organization
Cellular component (GO): clathrin-coated vesicle; actin cortical patch
Molecular function (GO): phosphatidylinositol-3,4-bisphosphate binding; actin filament binding; clathrin-cargo adaptor activity
Source: RefSeq, a predicted model, not a curated record